AUGACUUUAAUAGAUAUACCUAAAGUAAUAUUAAAAGAAAAAUUGAAUAUCUAAUUUUUUAAAUUUUUAGUUGGCUUUACGUCUAUAGAUAACAGGUUUAUUUAAUGUGAGACUACUUCGCUGAAUAUAGUUGAAAUGAAGGUUGAUUUAAAAAAUCAAAAAAUUUUGAAAAAUGACAGGAAAAAUACUUCUUUAAUAGGAUAAAUUUAGUUCUGGUGUGGUUUGAGUGGAUCUUUAUUUGAAAAUUUAAAUAUAAGCGGAAUGAUAUAUGGAGCUUAGUUAUUUUAUUGCAAAUGGAAAACUUAAAGAUAGAAUUACAUAAAUUAAAUGGAUAUAGGCAAAACAUAAUUUGUUUUGCUGUUCUUCAAAUGGUAAUUACUAAGAUGCAUGUGGUUACGAUUAAACCAUUUAAUUUUGGUAUGAGAAUGGGAGAAAGAAAAUCUGUAUUUUUAGGAAAUAAAAUGGUUAAACUGUCUGUCUAGUGGCAAAUUUUUUUGUUUAUGGAAUUGUAAGACAAGAAAGAGAAAAUCUAGACUUGACGGUCAUAGUUAUAAUUUCAUUACAGUCUGUUUCUCUUCUGAUUGUAUGGGAUUAGCAUCUGGGAGAUUUGAUAAAUCUAUCUGCAUCUGGGAUAUUAGAACAAGAGAAUAAUAAGCAUAUUUAGGUGGUCAUACUAAUCGUGUCAUGUCAGUCUGUUUUCACCUGAUGGUACUAUGUUAGCCUCUGGUAGUGAUCAUAAAACUAUUAGGUUAUGGGAAGUUGAGAAUGGAUGAUAAAAAGUCAUAUAGCAAAUAAUUGUAACAAUAUUAAUCAUAACGAUAGUUUGGUGUUAUUACAAUUGUUUUGA
Molecule: messenger RNA, 847 nt
Organism: Paramecium octaurelia
Lineage: Eukaryota; Ciliophora; Oligohymenophorea; Peniculida; Parameciidae
Source: the annotation of a GenBank genome assembly